Myripristis murdjan (pinecone soldierfish) is the source of this 1494-nucleotide messenger RNA. RefSeq names its product nerve growth factor a (beta polypeptide) (gene ngfa). Gene Ontology annotation, molecular function: nerve growth factor receptor binding; growth factor activity. Gene Ontology annotation, biological process: nerve growth factor signaling pathway; positive regulation of peptidyl-serine phosphorylation; cell surface receptor protein tyrosine kinase signaling pathway. Lineage: Eukaryota; Metazoa; Chordata; Actinopteri; Holocentriformes; Holocentridae. Bases 295 to 1176 code for a protein of 293 amino acids. The record is from RefSeq and is a predicted model, not a curated record. Gene Ontology annotation, cellular component: dendrite; axon; synaptic vesicle. The transcript is spliced from 3 exons.
GACAGAAGUGGAUGGCCCCAGACCUGGAUUCACCACUUUAAAAUCACGAGUGGGACUUGGAGUUUGGGGAUAAUUCUGCUCUUGGCCCAGAGAGAGUGAGGUGGAAUAUAGCAGAGUUUCUGUGGAAGUUUUCACUCACUGGGGGAGCUGAGUGAGAGAGCAUUAAGAGAGUGAGCUGUGCGGUUCAGGGGGUCCAGAUGGCAGGCAUGAGGGGCCUGGCCUGCACUGGAGUCUGGCUCUAGAGUCCACAGGGGCUCACACUUCAACUGGACACAUUCCACAGGACGUGUGCCCAUGAGGUCGUCGCCACUGGUCCUGCUCCUCCUGAUCGGCGUCCAGGCUGUACUGAACAUGGGAGGUGGACGGGCCCUGAGCACCGGGGCAGCCAACCACAAAGUAGGACAGCAGACAGCAGCCAAUCACAGAGCAGGACAGCAGCAGACAGCAGCAGGGGACCGCCUCUCCAAUCAUCAAUCUUCACAGGAGCAUCAAAGGACCAGCCACCAUAAGACCAGGAGGCCCCAUCGGGCAGCUUCACAAAACCAGGAUAGGAGCCCUAUUGUCGGACACUCUAUAUCAGAUUCCGCCCUUGACUCCUCCAUCCCAGAGGUGGACCCCAAGCUCUUCUCCAAGAGACGGUACCGCUCCUCACCCCGUGUUGUCUUCAGCGAAGUGCCCCCAUCGCACAAUGCCCUGGAAAGUGAGGGCGAUGACAUUGGGGGCAUGAGGGGGGUGAGGGUGAGGCGCAAAGCAGGGUCUCAGCCCAUGCACCGAGGAGAGUACUCAGUCUGUGACAGCAUAAAUAACUGGGUGGGAAACUUGACGCAAGCCAUAGACAUAGCUGGGCACGAGGUGACAGUGCUGUCCAAUGUUAAAAUCAACAAUGUGGUGAAGAAGCAGCUCUUCUAUGAGACCACCUGCCGAUCCCCCACACACAGCCCUGGAGCUAGCAGCGGGGGCAGGGCAGGGGUACGGGGCGGCAAAUCGAAGUCAGAAAAUUCAGGCUGUCGUGGCAUUGACAGUCGCCACUGGAACUCCUACUGCACCAACACACACACAUAUGUACGUGCCCUGACCGUCUACCAGGAACAGACUGCCUGGCGUCUCAUCCGGAUCAACGCUGCAUGUGUGUGUGUUCUCAGCCGGAAGUCUUGGGGUGGACGACUGGGGCACUGACUGGGGAGGACGACUCCUGACCACUGAACUAUGAAUUCUAACCCCUCACACACACACACACACACACACACACACACAUACACACACACACACACACACACCUUGCCACAAAACACAAACAUUUCUUCUAAACAGCCACUGCAGCUUUAUUGCCAAUACUGUAAUCCUUUUCCCCACCUCCGAACAUACAUGCAAACACACACUCACAUAAACACACGCUGACCAUAGCCUUCUAUCCUGUCACAUCAGCCACAUAUGAAAAUUGCACACACACACACACACACACACACACACACACAUACACACACACACACACAC